AGUGUGGUGGCUCCGGGCUUCGCGAGCGCACGUGGAUUAAGCUUCUCCGUUACACGCUUAGAGAAAUUACGAAAACUAUUACAAUUAUCGUUCUAGUGCUCUAGUGUAGGUAUGUAUUAGUGUAUAAACGUGGUUGUGAACAUUUAGAAAUUAAUAAUCUCGGUGCGUGCUGUGUACUGCUUAACAAAUUAGAAUUUUAAUUAACAAAAAUUGUGAUUUUUUUCAUUAAACUCAAAUCGGCAGUUUGUGCUCUAGAUUCCUUGUAAAUGUAGCAGUAGAAACUUUAAGGGUUCAUAACACUGCGUUGCACUUCUAUCUACAAGAGAUAUAUGGGGGAAAUCGAAACAGCUAUUAUUAGCCCCUAAAGAAGCAUUAAAACAGCACUUUAAAGAUUUAAAAUUGGGGACGCGGCUCCGUUAAAGUAAGUUAGAUAAAACACAGAAAGGACGAAUUAUGUCACAAAACAAAGGAAGGUAACAACAGCUCUUAAAAUGGAUAUAGAUCAUGUGGUGCUGGAUAAAGAAGCAAUCAAUCGUUUCGAACAGUAUACGUUGGCAAAGCCAUCGCUAAACGGGGGGAUCCCUUUGGACAGAUGCCAAGACGCCGACUCCAUGCUCUCUAAUAGCAGGAAGAGAGCACAAAUAUCACGCCAAAAAGUUGUUUGCUGCUUUUGUUUCAAAACUACGAAAUACAGGAGAAAACAAUUCAUUAUAGGAUCGCUUACAAAUGUCGUUAUAUUCGCUAUUUUGUUGGCGUAUACUUUCCUCGGCUCUUUUGUAUUCUUAGCUAUAGAGGGAGGUGUGGAAAUACCGGUCAGACCUCGCCUGUUACCGGACAGACAAAAAAUAAACAACAAAAGCGAGAAUGCCACAAGAAAGAAAUACCCGGACGACGAUUACGACUACGGUAACUUGACAUUAUCAGCGAAUUAUUUCUGGGACGCGAGAAGCAGAGCAGUCGAAAACAUUUGGGAGAUAACCGUCUCACUAAAUAUAUUGUACAGAGAGAAUUGGACGCGGUUGGCUGCACAGGAGAUACUGAAAUUUCAAAACGAGCUGGUGCAGAGGGUGACUACUGAAAUGGCGUCACAAUAUGGCGUUAGUUACAGAGAAAUGGCUCUUGGAGAAUUUGGCGGGAACGAAGCCAGUAACCAUUAUGAGGAGCAUGAGUGGAAUUUAGCCUUAGCAUUUUUCUACUCGCUCACUGUUUUGACUACUAUAGGCUAUGGAAAUAUUGCUCCACGAACGAUACUUGGCAAAGGAGUUACAAUUUUAUACGCUUUAAUCGGGAUACCACUAACAUUGGUCUACUUAUCCAGUGUGGGAUCUCUACUAUCUAAAAUGGCUAGAAGUGUCUUCAGUAAAGCCCUUUGCUGUUGCCUUUGUUCUAAAUGUGGCUACUGCUGUUAUGAUGAGAGGAGAAUGGCGGAGAAGGAAAGACGCAUGAAACUUAAGAGGCAGCAAGAGGAGAUGCUCAACAGUCAAAACACCAGCAAAACGCCCACUGAAGAGUGCUACGUUUUAAAGCCAGACAGUCAGAAAGACUCGUCUCUAUCAGAAAGGCCGACGACGAGCACUGCCAAAGAUGAUAUCAUAAGUUGGCCUGACACAGAUUCGAAGCUAUCUAUGCACGGUUUAAGUAUAUUAGCCCCAGUUUUCCUGUGUCUCGUCGCCAUAUUCAUUUACAUAGUCGCAGGGGCCGUUGUUCUUUUUAAAUUGGACGAUUUAAGUAUUAUCGACGGUUUUUAUUUUUGUUUCAUGGCAUUAAGUACGAUUGGCUUUGGUAACAUCGUUCCCGGGAUGAGCUACACGACAAUCCACGGAGUUAGAUACUAUACGAUUAAUUCGACAACGCUUUGGUUUUGUUCGGCCUAUACACUGACCGGUCUCGCUUUGACCGCGAUGUGUUUCGGUGUUAUCCACGACGAGAUAAUAUAUAGAAUUAAGCACCAGCAAAAGGAAUGGUCUCAGAAGGGAAACACUGUUAAUGAUGAGGUCAAUCUAAGCGAUCCAUUUUAUAUAAAUUCCUGACAAAUGUUCAAUAAGAGCAAAUCGGAGAACUUGUACAGUAUAAUGGAGGAUAGCUCCGUAGAACGUAGUAGAAUCGAAAUCGACAAUAGGGAGGUAGUUAUUAGUGUAGAUGAUGUGUCAGGAGCAAUGGAUUCGAGUGCCGAGUUCCCCCCACCACCCCCCGAAGAAGAAAUUAUAGCUAUUGUAACGAAAAAAGAACCUAAAGGUUUCGGCAAUAUGGUUGCAUAUAACGCUCUACCAGAAAUGCUCGAGCAUGUGAACACGUAAUCGAAAAUAGUUCAUCAAAAUUUGUUUUUUAUUAUUUCCACUUCGCGUCUUUUAAAUUUUCCGUAAAAUCGUAUAAAAAAAACUUUGUUGAUAUUUGUCGAAUUUCUUUUCCAAUGUAUUUUUAAAAUAUGUAAAUAAUCUGUAAAUAGUUGUAAAUAAAGAUAAAAUUGUGAUAGACACGAUGUAUAACAUCUUUUAUCAAAUUCUAUUCGACGAGUUAAUAUCAUAAUAAGUGAUUGUAAAAAAAGUUUCAUGUGAAUAGUCUCUUUGUAAAAAUAUCAGUUUAAUAAAAAUUUAAAUAUAACAUC
This is a messenger RNA of Bombyx mori (domestic silkworm), 2605 nucleotides long. Its product is annotated as TWiK family of potassium channels protein 9. Gene Ontology annotation, molecular function: outward rectifier potassium channel activity; potassium ion leak channel activity. The record is from RefSeq and is a predicted model, not a curated record. Gene Ontology annotation, cellular component: plasma membrane. The transcript is spliced from 6 exons. Gene Ontology annotation, biological process: potassium ion transmembrane transport; stabilization of membrane potential. NCBI's taxonomy places the organism in Eukaryota, Metazoa, Arthropoda, Insecta, Lepidoptera, Bombycidae. The coding region runs from base 492 to 2030 and encodes 512 amino acids.